AUGACGGUCGUAAUUGUGCAGUCCCGACGGGUUGGUGUGUUCGUCUUGGGCACAGCCUUGGCUCUAAUUAUUGCGGCUCUGGCUACCGAUGGUUGGUCUUGCGGAAACCUGUAUCAAGAUUGUAAAUACAAUCGGGACAUGGUCUUGACUGUAUUCGGACUUCUUGUCGGUGGCGCUGCGUGUAUUCUGAUCGUGUUCAUGCUUGAUCUAGUCGCCUACUGCUCUCAGGAGACAAUCGUUCGACAGAGUUACCUGAUUACACGACUCGUGUUGCUUUACUUGGGUACAGCGGCCCUGAUGAUUGCAGUGAUACUGUACCUGAUCAAAUUCAAUCGUGAGUGGUCAUUUUUCUUGGCCGUCUGUGGUGCUGUGUUGGCCUCACAUGUGGGUAUCUCCACUCUCAUGGUUUCCUCGUGUACCAAUGGUCAAUGCACAUGUUGA
Molecule: messenger RNA, 441 nt
Organism: Echinostoma caproni
Lineage: Eukaryota; Metazoa; Platyhelminthes; Trematoda; Plagiorchiida; Echinostomatidae
Source: the annotation of a GenBank genome assembly